GACUCCCAAAGCGGAAGGCGGCAAGUAGGAAAAGAUAAUAGUGUAAGGUGCUGGCGAAGUUAAACAUAGGAAAGAGAAAAUUGAGUGGAAACGGAAAAUAGCUUCAGGAACAGGAAAACGCUAAGGAAGUGUGAAUCUUUAGAUAUAGAUAAAAUUAUUUUUAUUUGAAAUAAAAAACGCUUCCAGCGAACCGGCGUAACCGGAAAUGCAAGGUUUUAAACAACAGGACUAUUACCGGACGUGCAGCUUCCCGGGUUUCUCCGGAAUGAUGUUCCCAGAAGCCAGUUACGGAAAGACGGCAUGGUCACCUCCGACACCGACGUCACAAAUACAUCAAGGCUAUCCUCAUCCCCACAGUCCUCUAUCAGCCAUCGGGAAGCCCUCAUUGGAACCUGCGGGAUCACCAUGGCGACCACAAGGAAGCGGACAGAUACAGUUGUGGCAGUUUUUACUGGAACUACUUUCAGACAGCGGAAAUGUGAACUGUAUACUGUGGGAGGGAACCAACGGUGAAUUCAAACUCGUCGAUCCGGACGAAGUUGCCAGGCGUUGGGGCGAGAGAAAAAGUAAACCCAACAUGAACUAUGACAAGUUAAGUCGCGCGUUGAGAUACUAUUACGAUAAAAACAUUAUGACCAAAGUGCACGGGAAACGUUACGCGUACAAAUUUGACUUUGCCGGACUUGCUCAAGCCAUGCAGCCGACGGCGCCUGAUCCGGCGGCGUAUAAAUACCAACAGGACUUGUUCAUGUCGAGCUAUCAUCAUAAUUCUAAAUUUAACUAUCUGAAUGCGCAUGCGCCGAUGACAUCAUCGCCGAGUCUUUUCCCGCCACCUUCUAGCUACUGGUCACCUGCAAACGGAAGUUGUUCGUUUUACCAGAACAUUUCAAGCCCUCAUUUGUCCCACCAUUCCGCCCCUAUGCCCCCGGCCCCCCACAUCAGCUCGUACUAUUGACCCGUAAAAAAUGUGAAACCAAUUUUAGCCAAGCUUAUUGAAAUCAGGAUUAAAUGCCGCAUAUGCGCCAAGUGUCGUCUCUGAUAAGCAUGUGCAGUGCGCACAGGUACUACAGUUCCGACACUUUCCUCAUUUAUGGUAUUUUUCGUUAUAAUGACCUCUCUUCCUUGCAAAAUUCCAGUUUAGGCGGAAAGUGUUGUCCCUGAUUAGCCUGUGCUUAGUGCACAGGCAAGUCUGGCACAACACUUAACGCACAUGCAUUAAUCCCCGUUUUAUCAGAGCGAGAAUAAUUUAUAUUUACAAUAAAAUUUACAAAUAUGAGUCUUGUUCUGAGAAAACUGGACAUAAUGCAUGUGCGUUAAGUGUCGUUCCAUAUUAGCCUGUGCAGUCCGCACGGGCUAAUCAGGGGCGACACUUUCCGCUUGUUUGGCAAUUUUCGUUUAAAUGAAGUCUCCUCCUACAAAUAAUCUAAUUUAGGCGGAAAGUGUCGUCCCUGAUUUGCCUGUGCUUACUGCACAGGCUAAUCUGGGACGAUACUUGACGCACAUGCAUUAUGCCCAGUUUUCUCAAAACGCGACUCAUAUGAUACUAGUAACUGACAGGCACACAUAACUAUCUUUAAGUUAACUUCAGUUUUGUUGUUGUUUUAUUCACAUGAUAUCGUUAUUAAUUAGAAACAUUUUAACCAUAUGUGACUAAUGUUCGACUAACAUUUCAGUCAAAGUUAAAUUCAUCUAUGAUAGGGCCCAGCAGAUAUAUUCCGUGACUCACGACUUCGUCAACUUAUUGAUCGAUUUUGUAUUUACAUUUUUGUAUUUAAAACAGAUAACACGCUUUAUAAGAACAAAUGUUUGUCAUUUUGGAACUACUUGCAUGUUUUUUCUAAACAUAUCUCAGGAUUUUCAAAAUGAAACGUUGAGUUUAAAAGUUCACAAAAUACGAUGUUUAUUUUUAUAAUCGUUAAAUAUCAUUUUAUCGGAAUAACGUCAUCCAUGCCAUACUUUCAAGCACGAUAUAUUGAAAAUGGCUACAUUUCAGUAAAUUUUAAACUGUUUCAUGAAUGUUUAAAAUAUUUAUAAGUACAUUUUUAAUGUUUAAUAAUUUUUUUUACAAAUGUAAUGGUUAAGUGAAACAAUGCCAUGCUAUUGCUGUAUGCACCAAUCCAUUUUUGAACUUCCGAGAAAUAUGUAUUUUUCAAAUUAUCACUCUUAUAAACUUUUUAUUCCCACCAAUAUAAGUCAAAUUAUUGCAUUUUUUCAUUGUCAGCUUUUUGAAUUAUUAAAAUAAGUAAUAUAAAAUCUUCAUAUAGGUCAUAUUGUCCCGAAUUCUUGAUGUUCACUUUUAAAGCAUACACGUGUACGUAUGUUUUACGGAAUGUUGCAAUACUUCGUCUCACUGUCUGUGAUCUGAUAUAUUGUAUAUGGU
Messenger RNA from Dreissena polymorpha, 2380 nucleotides. RefSeq names its product transcriptional regulator ERG homolog. NCBI's taxonomy places the organism in Eukaryota, Metazoa, Mollusca, Bivalvia, Myida, Dreissenidae. The coding region runs from base 206 to 955 and encodes 249 amino acids. Gene Ontology annotation, cellular component: nucleus. The record is from RefSeq and is a predicted model, not a curated record. Gene Ontology annotation, molecular function: sequence-specific DNA binding; DNA-binding transcription factor activity, RNA polymerase II-specific. The transcript is spliced from 4 exons. Gene Ontology annotation, biological process: cell differentiation; regulation of transcription by RNA polymerase II.